CCCGUUUAGCUAUAAAAACGAUAAGUUAUAUUGGAAUAAUCUGUUAUGGGUAAAACCGCAUUUAUCUCUCUAUGGAUUUUGCCCACACAAAUCUGUGCGUCAUAGGGCAACAUAUGCAAACGAAACCGUGUUUCCUGAGAGGGUACCUUGAAUUGUAGUAGUCUAGAAAUGUUCUCAGAAAGUUUCCAUGACCCGAUCUUAUGAAAAUAAAUAUUAUGUAUACAUGCAUGUUGGCAGAUUCGAACCAGCGACGUCUUGCACUUUACGUUUAGUUACAUUUGUUAGCCUACUGAGCCACCGCUUUCAAUCGCCGCGAAGAUGUUGCAAAUUUUCAGCAAUGGCCUACCGAACAGAAUUCACCGAAUUUCACCGUUAUGUCAACAUCGCGCGAAGACAAUGCCCAAUAUAUUGCUAAUGACAAGUGUAGACUCAACUAGAAGGUUACGUAAAGUGAUCAUGGCGUAGCAAUAACGUUCUAUGCUAGAGGCAUAUUACUCGGCAAGCGUUAGAGGUGCAAGUGCAGUGUCGUUGCUGCGAUUCUCUGAGUGAGUUACUCGAAAUAUCUUUGACUAUAGUAGGUAAAUAUUUUGAUUAUUUUUUUCGGUGAGCGAUUUCGUUUUCUACAAAUGAAGGUGGAAAAAAUUGAGUUAACAUUAUAAAAACAUAUAUGGUUGCCAAUUCUGCUAACGAGCCAGCAAGAAAAGAGAUGAGGAUGUCAUGAGCAUUUCUUAACAUAUAUCGGAGCUAGUAUACAUUUACAACUUAUAGAUUCUAUAUCAUAAACAACUCUAGUCAAAACGCCAAGUAGUUAGUAUGGAAAUGGCCGUCAAAGUACUUAAUUGGUUGACCAAAUUGAACUGAAAAAAAAACUGUCAUGAUAUACCAUUAAACAUCAGGAAACACGUCAUCACCCUAAAGUGUACCAGAAUAAUUAUAAGCUCGGCGUAAUAACCAACCGGUAGGUGAAAGUUCACUCCAAUGGGCAAUUAAGUCGCCUUGUUGCUUUUUAGUUAGAACUUAACAUUCUGAGGUGCUAGCUGCAUCUAAGAUUACCGUUUCAAUAAUAUGUUACGUUAUGCGUUGUAGCAGUAAAAGGGGCGUUACUUAUAUUUUGCAUAUUGAGUGGCUCAAUGGUCGAUUCUUCUUUCGACAGGAGCGUUCCUCGCGACCUGCGAGGAUCGUCGGUCUUGAACUAACUGCCCCCCGGCUUAUGUCAACUCACUCGAUGCAGCAUGACGCUGGGCAGAAGGCUGAAAAUGAGUACAAUGGUGACAAGUAUAGCGGCAAAGCACGAGCAUCCCCCGAUGAGCUACUACAACUGGGGAACAAAAGCGAAGAAGGGGAGGAAAACACUCCCGAUUGGUCUCCUGACACAGUUUUAUGGCGAUCCUUACCGACGUCAGUGGUGGAUAACCGCUCGAGCCGUUCCUCAUCUGGUGUACCUACUUCACUGACGGAUUCGACUGCCGAAGAGGACCACGUCCUGACCGGGACUGCCGGGAUUACGGGUGUUGCAGGUGUCGGCCGAUCUCCGCUAAUGGCUUCAUCCCUUUACUCCACGACUUCGUCUUCCUUAAGAAUCAAUCCGCAGUUGGUAAACACCCGUGUAGAGAUGGUCUAUCAAUUAUUGAGCAGCCUAGCUUCGGAAGAUCGUGAUGAUGUAUCGGCUACCCUUGAGAACAUGACAUCUUCGAAGGAGAGCUGCCUUGCGAUGCGUCAGAGUGGAUGUAUACCACUGCUCGUUCAGUUGCUGCACGGUGCGACGGAUGAACAGGGCAACUUGAAAGGGCGUCUACGUAGUCGUGAGUCCCGCUCUCGUGCUGGAAAAGCUCUAAGGAAUAUCGUGCAUGCGCUACCAGAGGACAAAAAGGCACGCAGAGAAGUGCGCGUCCUCAAACUUCUAGAACAGGUUCGUGAGUUUUGCAAUCAGUUAGAGAAUGGGGAUGCUAUCAUGGGUACAGAAGAAACGGACGAUCGAAGAGACGGUGAACUGGAUCAUCCGAACUCAGCUGUGGCAGCCCUUAUGAAGUUGUCCUUUGACGAAGAACAUCGUCAUGCGAUGUGCCAUCUUGGCGGGCUUCAGGCCAUAGCUGAACUCGUACAUCUUGACUAUAUAGCUCACGGUCAUGAACGUGAAUCGUGCAUCCUCGUAAGACGAUAUUCCGGUAUGGCUUUAACCAAUCUCACUUUCGGAGACGGAAACAAUAAAGCUGCGCUGUGCUCUAUGCGAGAUUUCAUGAAUUCUCUCGUCGCGCAAUUCGAUUCGCACUCGGAGGACCUUAAACAGGUGACCGCAUCAGUUUUACGUAAUUUGUCAUGGCGCGCCGACAGUAAGAGUCGUGUGGCCCUCCGCGACGCGGGUGGUGUACUAUCACUGACGCGUUGCAUGAUGUCCAUGGAGAAAGAGGCCACACUCAAAUCAGUCCUCUCUGCCCUUUGGAAUCUGAGUGCGCAUUGCACCGAGAACAAAAUUCAAAUCUGCUCAGUUGACGGUUCACUAGCGUUCCUCGUAAGCACGCUGACCUAUCGAAGUCACUCGAAAACACUGGCUAUCGUAGAAAAUGGUGGAGGUAUUCUUCGAAAUAUUUCGUCAUAUGUUGCUACUCAAGAGGAAUACAGAGCAAUUCUUCGACGACAUAGCUGCCUUGAAGUUCUCCUUCAGCAACUAAAAUCGCCUAGUUUAACCGUAGUGAGCAAUGCUUGCGGCACUCUCUGGAACCUUUCCGCACGCUGCCCACAAGAUCAAACAAAGCUUUGGGAACUCGGUGCUGUGGGUAUGCUGCGUAAUCUGGUCAACUCGAAACACAAGAUGAUCUCGAUGGGUUCGUCGGCAGCACUUAAAAACCUACUGACUGCCCAACAGCAACAACACGUAGACUGUAGUUCGCUCGAAGGUAGCGGCGCUGAGUCGAGACUCAGCUCUAUUGUCUCUGACGAUGCACUGCUGUUUGUGCCAGGGCAUCAGUAUCACAAGACCACCGGCGCGCCGCCUAGCUCUGGCGAUGAUAAUAGUUUACGAAGCCAAGGCAUAGCUUGUACAGAAUCGAGCGAAUCAACUGAUGGUGGAUCGGCCGUCAGUCCCGCGGCUUCUCGAACCUUACUGCAAAAACGUGCUCCUAACUCCUUGCAGGACUUUUUAUCAGGAACACAGGGCCCCAUGCUUUUGGCUCGAAAGGCGCGCAAUCUCAAACAGCAGUUCGUUACAGCAGAAGACGCCAAGAACCUCAGUGAGCUGUGCGACAAUAUCGAAGCCUCUCCGAAAACCAGUCCCGUGUUAGAGAAGAGGUCCCUGUUCUUAGGAGGAGGUUUCACGUCGCUGGCGUCUGACGGACGCAUGUUUUAUUCGGUGGGCGAACAGGUAUCGCGUUCAUGCUCACGAACUUCUCUACGCUCAGCCCAUUCUGAACCAGGUGUUUAUAUCCGACCGCGGCGCCAUUCUCUCGGACAGCUUCACCUGUGGCACUUAAAUUCAGAUCCGUCAUCGACUUACUUCUCCAAUUCGUACACGAUCGAUUGGAGUACAGCAUCUGCUUUCCUUGCCUCAUCGGAAGGCACUCGUGCAGCAUCAGCAAGGCGCCGGCCUGCGAGUUCCUCGUUGUGCGUUCGUCCGACCUCAACGUACGCAUCAUUUAUCUCUUCUAAAUCAAUUUUUGAAGAUAAAGAGGACUCUUCACCAGCCGCUGGCAAGUUACAGCAACAAUGUACUCCGAAACGUGAGCCUCGUACCCAAACUCAAGAGCCUAGUAAGGAACAGAAAGCCGGUAGCAAUAAGGGCAAAGAGCUAAAGGAACAAAAAUCUCGUGAAGGAGAGAGAGUUGCGGAAGAAGUAGCCGUUGAUGCUGAAGCGAAAUUGCCUAUCUCUAGUCCAAUGAAAGAACCGCUCACUGAUUCUCAAUCAUCCUCCACGACUCCGUUGAAAAAAUCUAAAGUUUUCCAAGUAAAGAGACCCACCGAAUCUCCUCCGCCGCCGCCUAUUGCCAAAAAAAAAACGCUGGAACAAGGGCAGGGCAAUAACCAACAAAGUACUACAACUAAAUUAGCGCAUGCUCUUGGUGGUUCUAAGGAGCUCAGCACCAAAGAUCUGAAUAGGGACGAAGAGUCUAUGGAGACUCAAAGCUCUGCGUAUCCAAAGGACGAGCGCACCACUCAAGAAACUGUUGGCCUUUGCGGAACUUCUUUAAUAAGUGAUGUCGAGUUGACACCUGUUGUGGAAAGCAAGCCAUCUGUACCUGCGAGGACAGUCAAGUCGAUUCCGACACCACCCCCAACUUCUCCUGUCAAUCUAUCACGGAAAAGCUCAGGCAACAACAAUGACUUCGAACAGCUGAUUCCAGUAUCAGAUAAAAGUCCUCCUGCCUCACCACUUCGUCGAAAUUUGACCAAUAAACACCUGAAUCAAUUGAAAACGGUAGAAAUCGAGGACGAUUCAUCAAUAGUGUCUGAUCUCGGGGGAGUGCAACCUCCAUCCUACUUCAACGACCUGGCUUCGAUGGCUAGCAGCUGUGCUUCGCUCGAACUUGGAGACCGCUCACCGGUCAGGAAGUUUUCGCUUAAAGCCCGUCCAUGCUGGAAUGCCGAUGAAUGGAGUCCAAAAAGCUGUGAAAAUCUCGAUAACGUCAUGCCGCCGUCUGGCCUCAACUCCGUCGAAUGUCUCUCUCUGAGGAGUUCUGCUAACUCCGAAAUGCUUCUUAAUGCGAAUCCACCCUCUUUCCUUGAUGACCUCUCCACAAAAGAGGAUGUAUCAUUUGAUGAUCGUACACAUGACAUCGAAGUGGACAACCGAACACGCGAUGUUGAUACUCAUUUAGUAAUUUCGAUGUCAGCAUCUCGAGACGAGGUUGAUGGCUUUGAUAACGUCGAUAAGCUAGACGAAAAGAACACGCAGUUAGAUGAGCGGACCAGAGAUAUUGUCAAUCACAAUGAGGACCCAAUCUAUCCUCGCGUAAAUACAGACACCUACACGCAGCAAUACCAUCAGCAACCCGCAAAUAUACAGAACUCAUCCGCAUCAUUCUACGCAAUCGCAAAGCCGGCGAACGGAUUGGUUGCGCAUCUGCUUGAUGAUCCUACGGAAAUCGGGUCGGACGCGUUUCUUUCUGAUGCUGAGGGUGAAGAUUUGCCGUAUGACUCGACCACAGACUAUUUCACUUGCCAGCAAUCCUCCGAUACACUACGAGCUUCACAUUUUCAGAGCUGUUACAGCGGCCAAACCCGAGAUGCGACUGUCGGUAGCAGCGAAAAUCUCACAACGCUUGAUAACACACUCACAUUUGAUGUGUCUACAAAGAGGGCUGUCACUUACCAGAAUUCGUAUGCAGACCUUACGUACGACGCUACGCUAGUUUUCGAACCCGAAGAGCGACAGCUACCGCAAGCCGACCCGCAGCAACAGCAGAAGCACAAACAGCAACACUCGGUUUUCGAUACUGAUUUCCAGGAUCCGGCAGAUGAUGAGUGCUCUGUCGUGAGCAGCGUCGACGACGCCACCUAUGACAUCUCGUCACCGCAGUCGCAGACGCCUGCUAGAGGCCAGGCUAGAAUUGUGAAACCUAUUUUUGUGCAUGGGUUACCGGUAAUACCCGGGUCGGCCUCAGUCAAACCAACAGUAAUCGUUGUCACAGGAAAAAAUUCGCCUCGGCAUUUGUCAAGAAAAAGCGCUGCUACUCCCCCCGUGCCUAUACGACAAACGCGUGCAAGCGCUCUUCGUGCUUCUAGAGCGCAAAGCUCUGAGACGGAGCGAUCCGAACGGGGGACGCGAUCUAAUAGUUCCUCGCCCGCUAGAUCUCCACCCGUAAGCGCACGUCUUUCGAGCCCAGCGAAUCGGCGUCCGUUGCCCCGUACAGCGUCGUCACCUGUUUCGACAACGAGAACCCCCAUUGGUGGCCGAGCGCCUCAGGUAGCCAGCCCUUUAGCGUCACGUUCUUCUAGCCUAAAUUCACGUACAACUUCACUUCAUUCAGCAGAUAACAUGCGUCCUCUAAAUGCCCAGCGAAUGACUCCCCCGCCAUCGACAAGGGCCGCAAAUCAAUUAAAUGACGACCAGCCACUAAUUGCACCUAAGCCGGCACUGACAAAGCAAGGAACCUUCACAAAGGAGUCUGGAGGGCUUUCGGUUAAGUCUGUAACACCACCCGUGCCUAAUGCUAGGACAAUCGUGCCAAUCAAGCCACCUCCAACGCACCAUCAGAAUUUCCAAAGCAACAAGACGUCACACAACCCAAGCAUCGCAGUAUCUCGGCCGGUGUCGGGAGCAAUGCAUAAAUCCUCAUCAGUGAAUACUAACAUGACGAUGACGCGCAACUCACACCCAAUCCUCAAUCGGACGCAAUCUGAUGCCGCUCAAAUGGCAAGGUCGUCUAUUAUGCCAGGCCAAACCAGAGAGUCACCCAUACAAAGGGUGCCUUUGGCUAUGCGAACAACAGCCGCUUCGCGAGCGCGGGCCGCUGCUAUCGCGCAAUCGAAGAUGCAGCCAGGACAUGUACAGAGGGUUGUCCUUACGAGACGAAACAGCUCCAGUGGGGACAGACAAAAUCAACAGCAACUGCCGUUACAGCAGUUGUCCAAUAACCUUAAUAAUAACCAACAGAUAAUUGAAAACAAUAAUGAUCGUCUGCAGUUGAUGACAAUGGGUGAAAAUCCAGGACUGAUGCGUAGCGGAACCUACGAGAAGAUCAAUGAAGUGGGCAGCCCCCCAUUCGAAGACAGAAAUCACAAUGAGCAGGUGGAGCCGACGACGACGACUACCACAAACACAAAAACGUCCACCAAUCAACCAGUACGACCAAGCGAAUUUUGGAGCCGAGACCAGAAAAACAUCGAUCAAUCAGUCGGCGGUCGUCAGCAGGGAGGUAAGGCAGGAAGUGGAGGAGGCUUCCUGAAGAAGUCGAUGAUGAUGAGCGGCUGCGGCGGGGGUCGCCGUGUAGCUGACUCCUCAUCAAUGCCUCCGAUCGUAACUCCGCGUUCUAGUCCAAGUCUGAAAAGUCCUUGUGACAUUGUCACGAAAAUUCCUCGCUCACCGGGAGCCGGCUCCGUCGUCGGUGCACCCACAGCCGCUGUCGUGUCGCCAUUCAAUUAUCGACCGCGUUCUACACCGACGACACCAAAUGGGUCGAAAAUUCCGAUGAUGCGCUCGGACACGCCAACUAGCGGGGAAAGUACCAGCCGAAAAAAUUCUGUGAGCGCUACGGCCGACGAAGAAGGCUAUAUAGUGGCUAAAGCUAGACUCGUGACGACAGUGUAAAACUGGGAAAAAAAACAGGAUAUUGGAAAGUUGUUUAGCAGCGGAAAAAGCAAACAGAAUAUGAUGAAUUCGGGGAAGCAGCAAACAGCUAAUGACGAGAGCGUUGAACGAAGGUAACGGAAAAUUAUCAAGACCAGUAGUCGGGAUAAGUUCGGCGAUCAAGAGGGGAUAUUUCCUAAUUAUACAGACGCUUAGAUUAGAAAAAAUCUAAUUUGAUCUAUUUACUUGUACCUAGUCAUCAAUGUAUUUACUGUGUACGUGCUGUAAUGUACUAUAGCAGUCGUCGACAAACCGUGUGACGCCUAUGACCAUUUUACAUGCGAGGGUCAGUAGGUGAUUUUCCAAACGCGAACAGUCUGAAAGCAGAAGUCAGUUGUUUCUGUUGCAUUUUAUUCACACUCUAUGCACAAGCACACGUUUAGUUGCGAACCAAAGAACAGUCGUGGUCUUAUAUAUAUGUAUAUAUAUAUGACGACGACUUAUAUGUAUUUUCCUUUUAUGCACGCAACGUUGGUAAAAGAGUUACCGAUCCGAAAUAUAACUGACGCUUAUGCUUGACGGAACAUAAUAGAAGUAUCCUUUACAAGGGAAAAAUAGUCAAUGAAAAAUCAAAAUCUCACCGAUAAAAUCAAAGAUUCGGGUUGAUGCAGUUCACAGCAUCAAUCAGCGUGCCGUCUACGGCGCCAUUUUUUUUUCACACACAAUUUUUCCUCAAAUGCAUCCGCUUCAUUCCCGCGUUUGUUCCGGCAAACGCCGUUGAGGCAGAUGAUGGCAGUGAUUGCAUAUGGGGGUUUGACAAGCCAACGCUCGAAGCGGCGACGUCUACUUAUUCAUUUAUAGUGAAGGUCUCCUCUUUAGGAGACCAUGGCAUUUCAGAGAUGUUGUUCUCAAUAUAUCUAUAAAUAAAACUCACUUAAAUAGGUAGCAAUCCGAACGCCUCAUACAUGGAAAUAAGCUAUGAAUAAAA
Messenger RNA from Varroa destructor (honeybee mite), 8207 nucleotides. It is a transcript of the gene Apc2, whose product is annotated as Adenomatous polyposis coli 2. Gene Ontology annotation, cellular component: beta-catenin destruction complex; catenin complex; cytoplasmic microtubule. NCBI's taxonomy places the organism in Eukaryota, Metazoa, Arthropoda, Arachnida, Mesostigmata, Varroidae. Gene Ontology annotation, molecular function: gamma-catenin binding; microtubule binding; beta-catenin binding. The record is from RefSeq and is a predicted model, not a curated record. Gene Ontology annotation, biological process: negative regulation of canonical Wnt signaling pathway; cell fate specification; pattern specification process.